This is a messenger RNA of Baudoinia panamericana UAMH 10762, 1458 nucleotides long. RefSeq lists its product as uncharacterized. NCBI's taxonomy places the organism in Eukaryota, Fungi, Ascomycota, Dothideomycetes, Mycosphaerellales, Teratosphaeriaceae. The transcript is spliced from 8 exons. Gene Ontology annotation, molecular function: zinc ion binding; DNA-binding transcription factor activity, RNA polymerase II-specific. Gene Ontology annotation, biological process: regulation of DNA-templated transcription. The record is from RefSeq and is a predicted model, not a curated record. The coding region runs from base 1 to 1458 and encodes 485 amino acids.
AUGGCGGAAGCUCAGGCUUCUGAGAUCGACCAACAGCAGCACCGACCAAUACCGAGACGCUCCCACAAGAAGAGCAAGAGUGGCUGUCGUACCUGUAAGGUGCGGAAGGUGAAGUGCGACGAGCAUCGACCAGCUUGCCAGAAUUGCCAACGCCGCUACCCUAGCAUUGUCUCCUGCGAUUUCGAUGACCAGGAGCCGAAAUUUAGACCAAUUCCGUCGCCAUCAGCCGAAUCUUCUCAUCAGGCACGCACGGGACAGUCUCGCCGCAUCUCCGUACCGGGUGAGCUCACAGUGCGACCCACCGGCUCUACUGGUCGAUUAGCCGAGCCGUUACAAAUACCACUGGAGCUCGCAGCGGAUCGUCUCGAUCCGUUUGAAGCACGGCCUGCUACUCAAGAGCCGGCGCCUAGUGUCGACGCUCUGCUGAGCCAUUAUCUCUCCAAUUUCGCAUAUCGGUCCUUUCCCUUCUAUGCCAGUAGGCCGCUUAUAGAGCUCUGGUGGCCCUUCGUACGCGCGGACGAGGUUCUGUUUCACGUUGUUCUACUUCUGAGCAGUCUGGAUCGAGCGAACUUGCAAGGCUCCAAUGACAGCCUGCAUACGCGGCGCCUGCUCGAUCAAUGCUUGACACUGCUGAAUACCCGGGUGAUGAAUCCGGUCGCUGGCAUCAAUGACCACACGCUCGUGGCUGUAUCCUCCCUGGCUGCUAUGGAACAUGAUCGAGGCAAUAUGCGGGCGCUCGACAUGCACCUUGAGGGGCUGAAACGGAUCGUUGAGCUAAGAGGCGGGCUGAACGUCAUUAGAUCGACCAAUCCCAUGGCUUCGAACAUUGUAUUCUGGUGUGCCAUGGUAUCCAUCAACGAACCGCAGCUAUUGCCAUUGACCUAUGGAGAUGGAGCACGUGGCAUUGCCUCGCUCGAGAACCCUGCAUUGGUUACACUUCUGACCCAUGAUGGUGACGAGAAGAAUCUCCUCGAAUUCGGAGUCGAUGUUACUACUGCGAACAUUCUCCACGAGGUCCAGCGGGUGUCAAGACUCUACACGUCCACGGGUCCAAUAUGGCUGCUCCAAAUGUCGCACACUGCAGCCAGCGACUCUCCGAUACCUGGGCUCUCGCAAAGUUGCCGGCUUGCAGGCUGCCUGCAUGUCUUCACGCCCAUGUCCGGCUACUUCCCCAAUCCGACUCUGAUGCUGCAUACUAUCGUGCGAGACCUCAAAGCCUCUCUCACGCACCUCAUCAGAGCACUUGGAACGCGAAGUCACCUGCUAUUGUGGCUCUUAGCAGUGGGCGGCAUAACUGCACACUAUCGUGCGAGACCUCAAAGCCUCUCUCACGCACCUCAUCAGAGCACUUGGAACGCGAAGUCACCUGCUAUUGUGGCUCUUAGCAGUGGGCGGCAUAACUGCACACUCUAUGCCCGAGAGGGCAUGAGCUGGGAGCUGUGGCACUGGUGCCGUUAG